Vigna angularis (adzuki bean) is the source of this 2828-nucleotide messenger RNA. Its product is annotated as putative clathrin assembly protein At1g03050. Gene Ontology annotation, biological process: clathrin coat assembly; vesicle budding from membrane; clathrin-dependent endocytosis. NCBI's taxonomy places the organism in Eukaryota, Viridiplantae, Streptophyta, Magnoliopsida, Fabales, Fabaceae. The coding region runs from base 605 to 2365 and encodes 586 amino acids. Gene Ontology annotation, molecular function: 1-phosphatidylinositol binding; SNARE binding; clathrin heavy chain binding. The record is from RefSeq and is a predicted model, not a curated record. The transcript is spliced from 2 exons. Gene Ontology annotation, cellular component: clathrin-coated vesicle; clathrin-coated pit.
AAAAAUAUGAGCCAUGAAAGAGAAAAUGCAAGCUAAGCAUACAGUCACGACAACUCAUUCUGCUACCAUGUUUUCAUGCUACAAAAAUGGGCUAUGCUUGGCCAUUUGAGCCUGAUCAUUACCUUCACACAGAGAAGAAAGAACAGAGGGAAGGGAAGAAUAGGGAAAGAGAGCACUAUAGAAUCAACUAUGUAUCCUUCUAUAUACCUUAUUCUUCCUUUCCCUUCUAAACAUCAAACAAAUGUUUUUCUUCUUACUUUCUAAAGCAUUCUGGGUUUAAGACAUUACAAACAAACACUUUCAUCAUAAUUGUUGCCCCUCCUCUGUUCUUCAGGUAGCAUUAUCUCUUUAUUUUAUUUUUUGCAUCACCCUUGUAUCCCUUAUCUCUUUUCAAAAAUAUUUUAAAAAAAGCAAGCGCCCUUUAGGUUAAAUUUCAGAUGCAUCUCCAUGCAUAUAAACUUAUGCAGGCCAUGUGAACAAGGUGUGAUUUUGUAAAUUGCAGGGAGGGAGACCUUUUUUGAAGGGAAAUUUAAGGAAACUGAGAAGUGGAAAAGUAGAAGAUUUAAUAGUGUGAUCCAGAAGCAAUUGGAAAGAGUAAAAAUCCAUGGCUCCAGGGUCAUUAAGAAGAGCCAUUGGAGCAGUGAAGGAUCAAACAAGCAUAGGCCUGGCAAAGGUGGGAAACAGCACCUCACUUGCUGAUCUUCAUGUGGCAAUUGUGAAAGCAACGAAGCAUGAUGAGUACCCAGCUGAAGAGAAGCACGUGAGGGAGAUUCUGAGCUUAACAUGCUACUCUCGGGCAUUCAUCUGUGCAUGUGUAAACAUCCUCUCUAGGCGUCUCAGCAGGACCAAUAGUUGGACAGUGGCUUUAAAAACACUUAUUUUGAUUCAAAGGUUGCUGUCAGAGGGUGAUCCUGCGUAUGAACAAGAAAUAUUCUUUGCAACUCGUCGUGGGACUCGCUUCCUCAACAUGUCUGAUUUCAGGGACAACUUAAAGUCCAAUUCAUGGGAAUUCUCUGCAUUUGUGCGCACUUAUGCAUUAUAUCUAGAUGAAAGACUCGAGUAUAGGAUGCAAAGCAAACGUGGCAAGCGCAGCAGGUUUGCUUCUGAUGAGGAAGAAGACGAAACCAUGGAGAAAGAAAGUGAAAAUGGUAGACAUUCUAGAGAAACGGUCAAAGCCACCCCAGUUUCCGAAUUGAAAACUAGCAAUCUAUUUUCCAAAAUGCAACACUUGCAAUUGGUGCUUGAGCGCUUCACAGCUUGUCGUCCCACAGGGAAAGCAAAGACGCAUCGACUUGUGACAGUAGCUCUCUACCCCAUUGUGAAGGAGAGUUUCCAAAUAUAUUACAACAUCACAGAAAUAUUGAGUAUCUUCAUUGAUCGUUUCGUUGGCAUGGAGACACCAGAGUGCAUUAGGGUGUAUGACAUUUUUUGUCGCGUUGGGAAACAAUAUGAUGAGCUAGACUUAUUCUACAGCUGGUCCAAGAAUAUUGGAAUUGCUCGCUCUACUGAGUACCCCGACAUUGAAAGGGUCACAACAAAGAAGCUAGAGGUCAUGGAUCAGUACAUCAGAGAAAGAGCACAAAAUAAGAAAAACCAAAUCCAAGAAGAAAACAAAGAAGAAGAACAAGAAGAAGAUGCAGAAGAGGAGAAGAAUGAAAUCAAGGCAUUGCCAGCGCCAGAACAUUUAUGCCAAGAAGCAGCAGAAGAUGUUGUGAAGGAAGAGAGCAAGGAAGAAGAAGCCAAAGAGGAAAAAAUAGUGCAAACAGAGGGUGAUCUAUUGGAUUUUGGAGAUGACAUGGUGCCAAGUGAAGAACAAGGAGACAAGCUAGCCUUGGCAUUAUUUGAUGGUGCAACUGCAGCAUCAAGCUCAAGGCAAGCGCUUCCCUGGCAUGCAUUUGAUGAUGCAGCAGAUUGGGAAAUAGCAUUAGUCCAAUCACCCAGCAGCUUACCAAACCGAAAGCCAUCAUUAGGAGGUGGGUUUGACACAUUGUUGCUGGAUAGUAUGUAUACACAAGCAGCAACAAAUGCAGCUAUGCAAGGACAAACUUAUGGCAUGAAUGGCAGUGCUAGCAGUAUGGUUCAAGGGUUAACAGGUGGGCCUGCAAUGCUGGCAUUACCUGCACCACAAACAUCAGCUGGCAGUGCAAGUGUAGAUCCGUUCGCAGCCUCAUUGGCAGUGGCACCUCCAGCUUACGUUCAAAUGUCAGAGAUAGAGAAAAGACAGAAGCAAUUAAUGGAGGAACAAGUGAUGUGGCAACAAUAUGCAAGUACCAUGCACGGAAAUGCUGCAUUUACAAAACUACAACCUAACAAUACUUAUCAAAUGGCUCAGUAUCAACAAAACUAUGGAUAUUAUUAUUAUUAAUUAGGAGAACUUUUCCAUUAGUUUGCAGUUGCACUUGACCCGGGUAGGAAUACUUGAGUCUAAGCUCCUUGCGUCUGCUGAUCACCAAAAGUGUAAUGUAAACCCACACAUAAUUUCUCAUACAUUCAUUACUACAUUUUGUUCCCAGUGUACUUUAUUUGCCCAAGACUUCGUUGUGGUUUGUCCCAUGGUGGUUGAAUCCAGAUACAAAUAUUGUGUGAACCAUUUCUCGUGAAUAGUGUACGAUUCAUGAACAUUAUACAUAAAACAUUAAAAAAAUGACAUAAAUAUGUAAAAUUUAUAUAUACAAAAUGCAUUUAUUAAAUAAUUUAUUACAUAGUUUUUUACCUUAAAUACAAAUAUGUUUCAUUAUAUAUAGUAUUAUACUGUGAGAAUACCAAUAAUGCCACAAUACCAAAUAUAAUUGAAAAGUUUCGAUAUUCAUAUACUCAACAAUGAAUGA